Molecule: messenger RNA, 1757 nt
Organism: Cottoperca gobio
Lineage: Eukaryota; Metazoa; Chordata; Actinopteri; Perciformes; Bovichtidae
Gene: usp46
Product: ubiquitin specific peptidase 46
Exons: 9
Coding region: 355-1455 (366 amino acids)
Biological process (GO): protein deubiquitination
Cellular component (GO): cytosol; nucleus
Molecular function (GO): cysteine-type deubiquitinase activity
Source: RefSeq, a predicted model, not a curated record
UGGGCGGGGCUACCGUCCUUCCUCACACACAUCACGCUUGUUUCCUGCUCGUUGCUAACAACCUGCUGCCUGCAACUUCGUCUGUCCACCAUUCACUCAUCCACUCAUGCAUUAACGGUUUCCAGCUGUAGUGUUUUCGAGAUGUGUGUGAGGAUGAAGCCGUGUCGAGACUGAGUGCAGUUUGACUCUCAGCUCCGUGCUGGCUGCAUGGUGCGCGUGCCUGCUUUCUGACGCUUGAGGUUGCAGUCUGGCCUCCAGCCGCGGCUGCGAAUUAACUUCAUUUCUCAGCGUCGCCUUUCUCUGAAAUCAUGUUUAUUUCAUAAGAAUGGCGGUGAGGGGGACACUGUAAACUAAAUGACUGUCAGAAACAUCGCCUCCAUUUGUAAUAUGGGCACCAAUGCCUCUGCUCUGGAGAAAGACAUCGGCCCGGAGCAAUUUCCAAUCAAUGAACACUACUUUGGAUUGGUCAAUUUUGGAAACACCUGUUACUGUAACUCAGUGCUACAGGCUCUCUACUUCUGCCGGCCUUUCCGGGAGAACGUGCUGUCUUACAAAGCCCAGCAGAAGAAGAAGGAGAACCUGCUCACAUGCCUGGCUGACCUCUUCCACUCCAUUGCCACACAGAAGAAGAAAGUGGGCGUCAUCCCGCCCAAGAAGUUCAUCUCCCGUCUACGGAAAGAGAACGAUCUGUUCGACAACUACAUGCAACAGGACGCCCACGAGUUCCUCAACUACCUGCUGAACACGGUGGCCGACAUCCUGCAGGAGGAGAAGAAGCAGGAAAAGCAGAACGGGCGGCUCAAGAACAACGGCACCACCGAGACGGAGCCGGAGAACAAGACGGAGCCCACGUGGGUUCACGAUAUCUUCCAGGGCACACUGACCAAUGAGACGCGCUGCCUCAACUGUGAAACGGUGAGCAGUAAAGAUGAAGAUUUUCUGGAUCUUUCUGUGGACGUGGAGCAGAACACAUCAAUAACACACUGUCUCAGGGACUUCAGCAACACCGAGACUUUGUGCAGUGAAUACAAAUACUACUGUGAGGCAUGCUGCAGCAAGCAGGAAGCACAGAAGCGGAUGCGUGUGAAGAAGCUUCCCAUGAUCCUGGCACUGCACCUGAAGAGGUUUAAGUACAUGGAGCAGCUGCACCGCUACACCAAGCUGUCCUAUCGAGUGGUUUUCCCCCUAGAACUCCGUCUGUUCAACACGUCCGGGGAUGCAGUCAACCUGGAUCGCAUGUACGACCUAGUGGCUGUGGUGGUCCACUGUGGCAGUGGUCCCAACAGAGGACAUUACAUCACCAUAGUGAAGAGUCACGGCUUCUGGCUGCUGUUUGACGAUGACAUUGUGGAGAAAAUUGACGCCCAGGCCAUCGAGGAGUUUUACGGGCUUACCUCAGACAUCUCCAAGAACUCCGAGUCAGGAUACAUCCUCUUCUACCAGUCCAGGGAGUGACUUGAGCUGGAUCAGUGACACAGGAGAAGACUAAAUAGGAUGAAACCUUUUUAUUUUUAUUUUUUUAACCUUCAGCCUAACAGACCCAGACUCCUGCCAUCUCCACCCCACCCUGUUCCCAUUCUCCAAGUCUGACCUCUCUGAUGUACGUGCCAAUCCUCUGUCCCAACCUUACACUCAUACCUCUCUCUCUGUCUCUGUCUGAGUCUCUCUGUCUCUCUGUCUCUCUCUCUCUGUCUCUGUCUGAGUCUCUCUGUCUCUCUGUCUCUCUGUCUCUCUGUCUCUCUGUCUCUCUGUCUCUC